AUGGUCACUAUCACCGAAGGAGUUGAAUUCGAUACUGUUGCCCGUGAAUGGCGCUGCAAGUGGUCUCCUGACGCUGACAAGAAGUCCCUUCAAGAAGCACAAAAGCUUCUUAACGACGUCUUGAAGGACAUCAAGGCUGUGGACGGAGUGAAGGAUGUCCAACGCGUUGUCUGCGGUGGCUGCAUGGAUUUCAAGGUCAUUACAUCUUUACCAGCAGACAAGUUCGGAGAUUGGGAGGCUGCCAAGUUUGCUCCUGAGGAAAAGUUCCUUGAAAAGCUCAAGGCAAUCGACGGCGUCAGUCUAGUGGAGACUCAAACCUUCACUUUGAUGCCCAUGUAA
Cylindrotheca closterium is the source of this 339-nucleotide messenger RNA. The record is from the annotation of a GenBank genome assembly. NCBI's taxonomy places the organism in Eukaryota, Bacillariophyta, Bacillariophyceae, Bacillariales, Bacillariaceae.